Molecule: messenger RNA, 3607 nt
Organism: Saccostrea echinata
Lineage: Eukaryota; Metazoa; Mollusca; Bivalvia; Ostreida; Ostreidae
Product: LON peptidase N-terminal domain and RING finger protein 1-like
Exons: 11
Coding region: 105-2384 (759 amino acids)
Molecular function (GO): protein binding
Source: RefSeq, a predicted model, not a curated record
UAUGGUAACACGUGAUGUUACAUAAGUUAGGACUGUAAUGCAGUGUAGUACAUUGAUGGUUUCGAUGAGUAUGAAUUGCAUUAACUAACAGUAUCAAUGUGAAGAUGGUUGACCUGGCGAAAGAGGCAUUUAAUACUCAAAAUUUCCAACUGGCAGCGGAAAUUUAUGAACGAACAAUUAAAGAAAACGGACCUUCUCUGGAUCUGUGCAUGGGACUAGCUGAUAGUUUUGCUUGUGGUGGUCACUUUGAGAAAGCUUUUGAUGCAUAUGCUAGUGCAUUCAGACUUGGAAAUCUUACACCAUCUUCUUUAAAUCGUCUAGUGUCAGCUUUAGUAAACGCUGUAAAACAGGACAAUAUUGCAACCAGUGCAAACAUGAGCAAAAGUUGCAUGUUUACAUGCACUAUAUGUAGAGGAUUAUUCAAUGAACCAUUGACAAUACCAUGUGGUCAUACUUAUUGUAGGAAAUGUUUCGAAAGAGAUCAAUCAAAAACUUGUAGAACGUGUGGUACUAUUCAUCAUUUUGUGAGGACUUCUAGUUUUCAGUCAAAUGUGCUUCUUUCAAGAUUAAUCGAAAGUUGGUUUCCGAAUGAAAGUAAAGCUACUUGCUUAAAAGCUGAAGGAAACAAAUUUUUUGAAAGAAGACAGUUUGAUAAAUCAAUAGAACUAUACAGUUUGGCCAUUGAGUUGUCUCCACGUGAUCAUUUGUUACUCAGCAAUCGUUCCCAUGCCUAUGCCUCCCUGGAUCGAUUCAGUGAGGCUAUGGAGGAUGCAGAGAAAGUUGUUGAACUCCGUCCUGACUGGCCAAAGGGAUACUUCCGUAAAGGAUGUGCUCAGUUUGGCAUGAAUCUGUUUGAAGACGCUGUUGUAUCAUUGCUUCAGUGUUUAGCUCUGGACUCGGAAGUUGAAUCAGCAAAAGAUUACCUCUCUAAGUCUCUGCACAAGAUUUUGUCACCUUUUCCAAAUGAUGAUGUGAAAGCUUUGGCCUUGAAAAAUCAGUUCAACCCUUCACUGCUGACCCAGUUGAUCCGUGCCAACUUCAGCUCCGCUCUUCUUCUACCUCAUAUCACCAUGGACAAGUUAGAUCAACUCAAAGGCAUCAUUGAUGAAACCCUCUUCAGUGCAACAAAUUUUGUGCUGGGACAAACAGAAAAGAAACCAAGCUUUGAUAAGGAUGGACAAAGUUCAUCUGGGCAAAUGCCAAGAGAAAAGAAUGGAAAUGCAGAGACUACAUUUUCACAUAAAUGUGCAUCUGAACCAAGCAGCAGAAGAGAAUCACCAGUUAGUUUCCUUAAAGGAGCUAGAUCAAGGUCCCAGUCUCCCUACGGCAGAAACAGUGAUGGCAGCAGAAAACGUACCAGGGAACCUAGUAUCACUCAACCUCCAUUAUCCCCACAAGAGACACCACAGAAGCAGCAGAAGUCUCGAGACUUUGUUCCAAUGGAUGUCAGCAAAGCCUUGGUAAAUGUUGAUGACUUUGAGUGCAGUCUUUGCUAUCGUCUGAUGCAUGAACCAGUCACCACACCAUGUGGCCAUUCCUUCUGUCGCCAGUGUCUUGACAGAUGUUUAGAUCACCAAAGCAAUUGUCCUCUUUGUAAAGGCUCAUUAGUUGAGUAUUUAGCUGAGAGACGCCAAACCAGAGAUGAAUCCUUAGAAAAUAUUCUGAAAACCUAUUUUCCUGAAGAACACGAAGCAAGAAAAAAGAUUCAUGAAGAUGAAUUGGUUGAACUUGCAAAAAUGGGAGAAGAUGAAAAACAUCAUAUACCCAUUUUUGUAUGCACACUAGCCUUCCCUGGAGUAACUUGUCCACUUCACAUCUUUGAGCCCCGGUAUCGUCUAAUGGUCAGACAAUGUAUGGAAGCUGGUACACGACAGUUUGGCAUGUGCAUCUCAAUGGGAGAUGACCAAGAUGAUUUCUCGGAGUACGGCUGUAUGUUGGAGAUACGAGAUGUGCAGUUCUUCCCUGAUGGAAGAUCACUGGUCGAUUGUAUAGGAGGGCGAAGAUUCAAAGUUUUAUCCAGAGGGCACAGAGAUGGCUACAACACAGCCAAUGUAGAAUUUUUGAGAGAUGUUGCCAUACCUGAAAAUGAUGUACAAGCUGUUAACAAACUUCAAGAAAAAACCUACAGAGAAGUAAAAUCCUGGUUUGACAAUCUGCCAGGUAUGCAAAGAAAUCAAAUUUCUCGACAUUUUGGGGGAUUUCCAGCUUGUGACAGUGACUACCAGGGUAACCCAAAUAGCACAGCUUGGUUGUGGAAAGUUCUACCAAUAUUACCUCUAGAUCCACGUAUACAGCUGACUAUGUUAGCAAUGACUUCCUACAAAGAAAGGCUGGAGGGGAUACUGAGAGUACUAGAGUAUAUCAAACGGAGGCGAAGCUUUUGACUAGACCAAAUACCUCAAACGAUUACUAACCUCAUUCAUAACUACAGGUUUCCAAUAGGGCUUAUUUUAGUAAUUGCUUUAUUAAUUGAGCUGGCAAUCUGAACAAUUUUUCCUCAGUUAUAUAUUGUCAAGACUAUCCAUUUCUUGAAUGUUUUUAUCCAGACUUCGUAUUUUUUUCUGUUGUCUUUUGUUCCUUGUAAAUAUAGGGAGGAUAAUCUGAAUGAUCUUCCAUUUGAAAUGAGGAAGAGUGGUAGAUAUGGAAGAUUGUUACCAAAUUUUAUGGAGAUUAUUUUCAUAUGAUAUUUGAAAUUGAUUUUACUAUUUUCAUUGGUAACAUUAUGUACAUUUUUUAUUUCAUGUAAACCAGAAACCAUUGUUUUAAUUCAGUUAAUUAAACUGUAAAAUUAUGCAAGUUUCAGUUUUUGCAUAUUUGCUUUACAGUUUUUAAUCAUAUGCACAUAGUAUAGAAAGUUAAUAUUGACCCUCUCUUAUUUUUUUUUAACUUCUGUAUAUUAUUGUGGGUUAAUUUAAUUUUGACUGAUUGUAUGGAAUAUUCCUUUUUAGCUCAUUUUACUUGCAAGAUAAAAGCAAUCUGCAAUUAGUACCCUAAUCUGUGAUAAUAUACUAUCGAUAGUCAGGUUAUUUAUACUUAUUUUUAUAACUUGUUCUCAUCAUUGUCAUGGUUGUUUAAUUUUCUAGGUCAUCUAAAAGCUGUACAUUGCUUUGAAGCUGAAAUCAAGCUACAAUAUUUAAUUUCAUACAACCAUUUAUAAUUUAUGUGAAUGUUAAUUUAUUCCAUUUAUCUUUGUCUUAAAGCCAAUUUUAGUUUUAACUGAAACUUACAAAAAAGUUGGUGUUGAUUCUUGUGUUUUCCAAGGUUUCUUUCUAUUUUUUUUAAGUUCAAAAUCUUACAAUUGAAAAAAAAUAGUUAGUUAAUUUUUAAGGGAUUUUCUUUGCAAGAGAAAUCUUGCAGAUGAAUAUUUAGAAAUGAAGAAAAAUGACAAUCGGUGCAACCUGUAUUGCAAAUCUAAAAUAUUUUUUUGUUUCCACUAAACUUUCAUCUUUGUGAGUUGAUAUUGGUUAAAAUGUCUUUAUUUUCAUGAACAGUAGAUCCAGAAACAUUUGAAUUGGAGAGAAUCAUUUAUGUUGUUAUAAUAUUUUUCAUUAAUGAUAUAUUUACUUCACAUCAACUUAAUAAAAGAAAAAUAACUUUAUUGAGAGUG